UCUGAUCCAGUACCUGCGGUUUAUUUCGUUCGAUUAGCGAUCAGGAAGUAAUAAGUAGACCUAGUUUUUUUUUUAUUGCAACGACGAUAAAAUGACUAAGCUUAGUUACGGUCUUGUUAUAAUGAUAUUUUUCGUUGCCAAAUCGAUGGCAGAUGAUGGAAUGGCCGAAACGUUACAAAUGCUACACGACACAUGCGUGGGUGAGACAGGCGUCGCCGAGGACUUGAUCGUCGAGGCAAGAAUCGGUAAUUUUGCGGACGACCCGAAGUUGAAGUGUUACAUGCUGUGCCUGUUGGAACAAUUUUCCGGUAUUGAUGACGGCAACAUCGACGUAGAAACUAUCGUCGCAGUAUUACCCCAGCACAUCGUGGGCGACGCUGAGCCAAUAAUUCGAAGCUGUGGAACAGUCAAGGGAUCCGAUGAUUGCGAUACGGCAUUCCAGACGAACAAGUGUUGGUACAAUGGAGUACCACAACAUUACAUGUUGGCAUAAUUUCGUUCGACUCGCAGCGAUUUCCGGGAGCCUCCUUCGAAGGAGAAAAACCUUACUGUGAAUUAUAUCCGAAAUAGGCAUACUAUAUGUUUUGUAUCAAGUAUUUGUGGGUGAAAUUGCAAAUUUUUGAAUGUAAUCAUAUGUUCACUCCUCAACGUGGUAAUUAAUGCAGCUGUCCUAAACAUCUGUGCAUAUCAGUUCCCAAAAUUCACAGAAUAUAGUAUGUACCCAUGUAUACACACGUAUGUAACAUAUUUUGUAAUGAUUUAAAAAAAUAACGUAAUUCUUCAAAAUUGAAUUGGCACUUCUGUAACUAUAUUGGCAAAAUAUAACUGUAUUGGUAAUAAAAAAGAAAACAACUAGA
Neodiprion fabricii is the source of this 857-nucleotide messenger RNA. Its product is annotated as general odorant-binding protein 69a-like. The coding region runs from base 92 to 493 and encodes 133 amino acids. The record is from RefSeq and is a predicted model, not a curated record. Gene Ontology annotation, molecular function: odorant binding. The transcript is spliced from 7 exons. Lineage: Eukaryota; Metazoa; Arthropoda; Insecta; Hymenoptera; Diprionidae.